UCUCGAUGGUGUUUAUCAAUUCGUUCCCCGUUCCUUGUGUUAUCGUUUAGCGUUCGCCGUUCGACCAAUCACGAGCGAACAAAUAUCAAAAUUGAUUGUGAGAGCAAACGUCACAAACACUUAUUAUCAAAAUUCAAUCGUAAUGUGACAUCUGAUCUAGAGAAUUAUAUUUUGAAAAACAUGUCUUUAUCUUUUAUACAUAUUCUAUAAUAUUUAACAAUAACAAUUAUUUGUUUAUUUUGAUGUAACAUAAGAUGGAAGCAGUACCUGUGACUUUGAUUGUGAAGGCACCAAAUCAACAGAUAGAAGACCAAACCAUACAAUGCGAACUAUCGUGGACGAUAAAAAAGCUAAAAGGGUAUCUCUCAGAAGUUUAUCCUAGCAAGCCUAGUACGGAAGAACAGAAACUUAUCUAUUCGGGCAAGUUGUUAUCUGACACUGUUGUUCUGAAAGAUAUAUUACGUAGAUAUGAAGGUCAAGAUACCCAUACUGUUCAUUUAGUUUGCAUUCCCAAAAAUGACAAUAUUAAAGUGAAGACAAAAUGUCAGACAAAAGGUCCAGUAAUUGAUCCAAUACCAACGAAUCAAAGAGAAAAUGCAAGUACCACUUACCAGAGAAUUUUGUCAAAUAGUAGCACUAGUUCAUCGAGUGAAGCGAUAAAUCAACAGUAUGGACAGAGGAAUGAUUUGGCUAAUACACAGCCAGUGCCCCAAUGGAAUAAUGUUAAUGGAACACCAUCAAACCAAGUUGUUGUACAAAAUCUGUUAUGGUUGAACCAAGUUUAUACACAGUAUAUAACACAAUAUAUGCAAAUAUUACAACACGGAAUGGUUCCAGAAAAUGCUUAUCUUCAAAUGCUGCAGACGAAUUCCAUAAAUAUUCAAUCAAAUUCUCGGAUUUCUGAAAAUGACACAGCUCCACAAGCCCCAAAUGAUCCUGAAGUUGAGCAAGCUGCUGCUGCUGCUCCAAUAAAUGCUGUUGGUGUUGGUAUACCGGCUGAUGAAGUUGAGGGUGAACGUGAUUGGCUGGAUUGGUUUUAUUUCUUGAGCAGAAUAAUGGUCCUUUUUAGCAUUGUCUAUUUCUAUAGUUCACCAAUCCGAUUUUUAGUUGUCCUCAUACUUGGAACUCUUGUACAUUUGUAUCAAAUAGGAUUCUUUAGAAACGUUAUGGCGGAAAUUCACAACGAAAACAAUAAUGCACCAAAUGCAAAUGCUCCAAAUAAUAAUGAAAUUGUAGACAAUAUUGAUCAAAACCAAGAGACUCCUACUUUUAGUACACAUACCAGCACAACUCAACAGAUUACCCCAAAUGAUGAUCGACCACAUUUAUUCACAAUAUUGUGA
Molecule: messenger RNA, 1343 nt
Organism: Ctenocephalides felis (cat flea)
Lineage: Eukaryota; Metazoa; Arthropoda; Insecta; Siphonaptera; Pulicidae
Product: homocysteine-responsive endoplasmic reticulum-resident ubiquitin-like domain member 2 protein
Exons: 5
Coding region: 255-1343 (362 amino acids)
Biological process (GO): endoplasmic reticulum unfolded protein response
Molecular function (GO): protein binding
Source: RefSeq, a predicted model, not a curated record